Molecule: messenger RNA, 1062 nt
Organism: Saccharomyces kudriavzevii IFO 1802
Lineage: Eukaryota; Fungi; Ascomycota; Saccharomycetes; Saccharomycetales; Saccharomycetaceae
Gene: SPP1
Product: Spp1p
Exons: 1
Coding region: 1-1062 (353 amino acids)
Biological process (GO): positive regulation of DNA-templated transcription
Cellular component (GO): Set1C/COMPASS complex
Source: RefSeq, a predicted model, not a curated record
AUGUCUUUACCACAAUGGUGUCCUCCACACUCAAACGUAAAAAUAAAUUCAACCACAGGAGAAGAUGUUUACUGCAUAUGUAAAAAGCCAGAUUAUGGAGAACUAAUGGUAGGCUGCGAUGGUUGCGAUGACUGGUUUCAUUUUGCUUGCCUUCAUAUUCCGGGCCAGUUUAAGGACCUGGUGUUUUCUUUUUUUUGCCCCUACUGUCAAGCAGGGAUUACUGGUAAAAACAAGGAUGCCAUAAUAAAUGGUGAAAUGAGCUUGCCAAAGACUUUAUGGAAAAGGAAAUGUAGGAUAAGCGAUUGUUACAGACCAUGUUUACCGGAUAGUAAAUACUGCUCAGAGGAACACGGUAAAGAGUUCGUCAACGACAUCUGGACACGAUUGAAAACAGAUGAGGAUAGAGCAACAGUUAAACAAAUGGUCCAACAAACAGAACAUAUAGACAAGUUCAAGAAAUUUGGUCAACUUGACUUUAUCAAUAACGAUAUUGUUCUAAAGAACGAUGAGGAAAAAAAAACUUUCGAUCAAAUUGUGGUACAAGAUCCUACAUUGAUGGCACUUGAAAAUGAUCUUCAAGAAAUUCAAGAGAAAACACUUCCAUCAUUCAAGAAAAAACUGAAGCUUAUAGAAGUAUAUUUGGGAUGGUUAGACAACGUUUAUUCUGAAAUUCUCAAGCUAGACAAUGACAUUGAAACUAAUGGAGAAGGCGAUAAAGCAGAUACCAAAGGGACUAAAAAGAGGAAGAAGAAAAAUAGCGAUAGGGGCAGACCAAGGAGAAACAUAUGUGGAUAUUCCCCCACGUACGAAAGCUUACCUUGUUCUGUGGAAGAAUUUGUUUUGGAGAUGGGAAAUAAUGGGGAAACUACUACAAUACGUGGGGUAUGCACAAAGUUGAAGUGUAAUAGGCAUUUAGACUGGGUUUCCACAAAUCAGGAACAAUAUCUUCAACAGAUUGAUUCAUUAGAGUCCAUGCAAGAAAGGUUACAUCAUCUCAUACAGGCAAGGAAAAAGCAACUUAAUAUCCAAUAUUUUGAGCAACUUUCAAGAAAGGGCGUAUAG